This is a messenger RNA of Mustela erminea (ermine), 3952 nucleotides long. It is a transcript of the gene CEP112, whose product is annotated as centrosomal protein 112. The record is from RefSeq and is a predicted model, not a curated record. Lineage: Eukaryota; Metazoa; Chordata; Mammalia; Carnivora; Mustelidae. The transcript is spliced from 27 exons. The coding region runs from base 149 to 3301 and encodes 1050 amino acids.
GGGGCGGGGAAUGAGGGCGCGGAAGUCCCCGCCCCUGGGCUGCUAGGGCGGCGGCGACCGCGGCGGCCCGCAAGGAUUUGAAACCGUUUUUUCUGUGGCGGAGGUGGCGGCGGCGGCGCGGCCGACCGGAAAGCUUGCAUACUGAAUUAUGGAAAUUGGAAGUGAAGAAGAAAAAUGGGAGAAGCUGGAUGCAGAAUUUGAUCACUUUGUGGUAGAUAUGAAGCCCUUUGUUCUAAAAUUACCCCAUAGGUCAGAACGGCAGAGGUGUGCACUCUGGAUCAAAAAACUGUGUGAGCCUUCAGGAACAGGUGCAGGAAUAAUGGGCAGGAAGAAUCGGAACCUGUAUGCCAAACUGCUACUGCACAUGCUGAAGCGAGGAGUGCUCGAAGGCCCCUUUACACACCGACCUGAACCAGGGACACUGAAAACCUUACCUUCGUACAUGUCCAUCUAUUUUGAUGAACCAAAUUCAGCACGAGCAAAAGGUUCAAGCCCGGAAGGAUUACCAGACUGGGUAAUGGGUGAGCUGGGGACCAGUGAACACAAAUUAAAUGAAUCAUGGAAGCUUUCUUCUGGAGAAGAUUACUCUUUGGGGCAGUCACCAACUGAUGUACACAGUAGGGAACCAUACACUGCGAAGCUCCAAAUGCGAUCCCAUUCUAUGAGUCCAACCUCCAGAGAAGAUGGACAAAAUAUUACCCCAAAGAGUUGUGAAGCUCAUUCCAAAAAAUCUGCUGUGUCUCUGGAUGACAGCGACAUCGAAGCUCGCCUUAAUAGUUGGAAUCUUGGGAUAGAAAAUCCUCGAUACCUGAGACAGAAGCCAAUCCCAGUUUCUCUGAUGACUCCCAAAUUCAGUCUGAGAAAAUCCAGCAGUUUCCAUGAUGAUCAUCUCUUCUCUCGAAUGCAUGAGAAGGAGUUGGACAUAAAAACAAAAAUGCUGGAAGCUAAAUGUCAUGAGGAGAAGCUUAAACUGCAGCAGAAACAUGAUGCCGACGUUCAGAAGAUUUUAGAAAGAAAGAAUAAUGAAAUAGAAGAAUUGAAAACUUUAUAUAAAAAGAAACAAAAUGAAAUGGAGGAGACUAUUCGAAAACUUGAAAAAAAAGUUCAGACCCUUAUACGUGACUGUCAAGUUAUCAGAGAGACCAAAGAAAACCAGAUUACAGAGCUAAAAAAGAUAUGUGAACAGAGUACAGAAUCUCUGAAUAAUGACUGGGAAAAAAAGCUCCACAAUGCCGUCGCAGAAAUGGAGAAGGAAAAGUUUGAUCUUCAAAAGCGGCACACAGAAAAUAUUCAAGAAUUGCUCGAGGACACAAACGUGCGUCUGAAUAAGAUGGAGGGGGAAUACCUGGCGCAGACGCAGUCCACAAACCAGGUGGUCAAGGAACUGGAGUCCCGUGUCCAGCAGCUGACUGGAGAAGCAGAGAACAGUAACUUACAGAAGCAAAAAUUAAUUCAAGAAAAAUUAGAAAUUGAAAGAUGUUACCAGAUAACAUGUAAUGAAUUACAAGAAGUAAAGGCAAGGCGCAACAUACUGCAUAAAGAAAAAGAUCAUCUUAUAAACGAUUAUGAACAAAACAUGAAACUAUUACAAACCAAACAUGAUGCUGAUAUAAGCCUUCUGAAAAAGGAACAUGCUCUUUCAGCUUCUAAGGCAUCUGGUAUGAUUAAAGAACUAGAAGAGAACAUCUGUCAAUUAAAACAGCAGCUCCAGGAAUCAGAACUUCAAAGAAAGCAGCAACUAAGGGAUCAAGAAAAUAAAUUUCAAAUGGAGAAAAGUCAUUUAAAACACACCUAUGAAAAAAAGAUUCAUGACCUGCAGAGUGAACGUGAUAAAGAGAAAGAAGAUGCUCAAAAGAAAAUCCAUAAAUAUGAGGAGGCACUGAAGAGCCCUGAUUUGAGGUCGGCAUUCGCUGUAAACGCUAACUCCUUAAAGCUCAUUUGUCUAUUGUCACUGUUUUUCAGAAAUAAAACUAGUUUGAUAUCAUUGUACUACUUAGAGUUUUUAUUCUACACAUAUCUCAAGUGUUUUUGCUUCCUACUUUAUUUUUAUCCUAACUGGGUAGAAGACAGCUGGAUUUCUAGACUGGCCACAGGGUCCAUUCACCUCCCAGGUGACACUGGAAGAGACCAAGUGGAAGUGGAGUGGGAGAUUGUUGGGGGCCUGGAGACCCUGUGCCUGAAGCUGCCUGCCACGGUGACUGCUACCCUGCAGCGCAACGAAACCCACUAUGCCACUAUGCCCAAUCUCAUGAAAGCCAAGAAGAUUGAGGGCAUCAAACCAGGAGACCUGAGUGUGGACCUGACCUCCAAGCUCUCCAUGAUUAGUGUGGAGGGCCCACCCCUGCAUACAGCUGGCAUCAAGGUGGAGACUACAGAUGCCCUGGUGGUCAAGCUGAAGGAGACUGGGGACUGGAUAGUGGAGCUGAAGCUGGAGCAUGAACAGGAGAAGACGCACCUAUCACAGCAGCAUAGCGCAGAGAAGGAUAGCCUAGUCCGAGACCAUGAACGGGAAAUUGAAAACCUGGAAAAACAGCUUCGCGCUGCCAAUAUGGAGCACGAAAAUCAAAUUCAAGAGUUCAAGAAACGAGAUUCACAGGUUAUUGCUGACAUGGAGGCCCAAGUGCACAAGCUGAGAGAAGAGCUGAUUCACGUGAAUUCUCAGCGGAAGCAGCAGCUGAUAGAGCUCGGUCUUCUUCGCGAAGAGGAGAAGCAGAGGGCUGCAAGGGACCACGAGACUGCUGUCUACAAACUGAAGGCUGAGUCAGAAAAGAUGAAGAUGGAGCUGAAAAAGACUCAUGCUGCGGAGACCGAGGUGACGCUGGAAAAGGCCAACAGCAGGCUGAAGCAGAUUGAGAAGGAAUACACUCAGAAGCUUGCCAAAUCUUCACAGAUCAUAGGAGAACUUCAGACAACCAUUUCCUCUCUGAAAGAGGAGAACAGCCGGCAGCAGCUUGAUGCGGAACGGCGGCUCCAGGAUGUUAUACAGAAGUUUGAAGAUGAGAAGAAGCAGCUGAUUAGAGAUAAUGACCGAGCAAUCAAGGCUUUACAAGAUGAGCUAGAAAACCGCGCCAGCCAGGUGCGAUGUGCAGAGAAGAAACUGCAGCACAAGGAACUAGAAUCCCAGGAACAGAUAACCUAUAUACGACAAGAAUAUGAAACCAAAUUCAAAGGGUUGAUGCCAGCGUCUCUAAGACAAGAACUGGAAGACACCAUUUCCUCCCUGAAGUCUCAGGUUAACUUUCUGCAGAAGAGAGCAUCCGUCCUUCAAGAAGAGCUGACGACAUACCAAGGCAGAAGGUAACCGCAGGAAGGCUUACCUGUGUAGCUCAGGGCGAGGGCAGUGGACGUCACUGUCCAGGCCACACUGUGGAUUUCUUCCAGCAGGUUUGAAGACUUGGAUACUGUAAACUGUGAGAUCAAUGGCAUUUUUUAAUACUUAAAUGUAAUUAAGAUCAUAAACACAUGCAUCACUCAUAUGCUUUGGGGUGGUUUUAUUUGUGUCUGCCUAAGUUAUUAUUUUUUUAACAUUCCUUUAUUUCACAUUUCCAUAUUCGCGUGCGUUUGAGCGUGUGCUGAGAAUUGCGUAUAUUGGGGAAAGAAAUGAUUUCUCGUAAUAUGCCUUGUUGAUGCUUUUGUAUAGAAUUUUACCGGUUCCAUAUGAUCAAAAUCACGUUUGUAGUAUCGUAUCACAGUUUUUAACAUGCUUAUGUCGUUCUCAUGUUCAUGUUCAUAUAUUAUUAAAACAUUAUAUUUUGUACUUAUCAAUUUUAUUUCUACUUUUUAUUUCACCUCAUUUGCCAAAAUAAACAUGACCCGUACCUGGUAUUUUUCCCUAAAAAGUCCUGACUAUCUCAAACUGUACUUUGGGGGAAAAUACCUUGUGUCCCGUCGGAGAUCACAUCCAUUCAUUUAUUUAGAAUAAAAAUCGCCGGGUCCUCGGAUAGCAGUUUAA